AUGUCUGAUAUUCUGUGUCAGUGGCUGAACUCUGAGCUUCGGUUGUCCAGGACAGUCGAGCCGCUUUCUUUGGCCAGAGAUUUCUCUAACGGGUAUCUGCUGGGUGAAAUCCUGCACAAACACCAGCUCCAGGAGGAUUUCCACCAGUUUUCCAAACACAGCACAGCUAAUGCCAAGCUGAACAACUUUACACGUCUAGAGCCCACGCUGCAGCUCCUGGGCGUCCCCUUUGACCUAGGCAUGGCCAAAGCGGUGAUGCAUGGCCAGCAGGGUGCGGCCACACGCCUGCUCUACCAGCUUUACAUCCUGCUGCAGAAGAAGACGCGUUUAGGGCUGACAGGCGCCAUGCUGAAGACCAUGCAGCCUGCAGCCGUCGCCAGACUGCACCGUGUGGAGAAGCACAUCUACACCGAGCGUUUGAGGACGAUGGUGAAGCGUGAGGCAGAUGUGAAGAUGCAGAAGAUCGCACAGCGCUUCGAUAAGAGAGGCCGUGAUGCAUACCGAUGCUUAGUGAUAGCUGAACUGGAGCGAGAGGAGAAACAGCGCCACCUGCAGGAGCAGAUGAGACUGCAGGACAUCCAGAAGCACCGACAGGUCCGUCGGAAGCAGCAGGAGAUAAUGGAUCGUAUUCAGACAGCUAUGGUGCAGAUCCCCAAACCUCCAGUGAGUCGGUCAGUCAGAGCGAUGGGCAAACACAGACACCACCACCAACCAGACACUCAGAGUGUUCAUUAUCAGAUCAGUGAGUUUGAGAAGAACAGGAAGAGACUGUCUCCUGCAUCGUGUUCAGCCUCUGUCAGUGUGCAGGUGAACGAGGAGCAGAUGGAGGAAUGGAACAAUGCAUAUGUGCAGAAGAUCAGGAAGCGUCUAGAGGAGGACGCCACGGCGCGGGAACAGAGAGAGAAACGCCGUCGCCGAGCGCUCAUCCAACAGCUACACGCACAUCAGACCCAUGAGGAGAUGUUGCGGGAGGAGCAGCUGAUUAGGCGACUGAUACGACAGUCCCAGCAGGAGAAGCGAAUCGCAGUUCAGCUGAUGCAGGUCAGAGAGCAGAAGGAGGUUCUGAGGCAGAACCGCAUCCUGAGGGAGAGAGAGAUCCACCAACAGAGACUCAAAGACUUCCAGCAGGCCCUGGACCGAGAGGCAGCUCUGCUGCAGCAGGACCGAAUUAAUGGGGAGGCGGAGCUGUGUAAAGAGAAGGAAUUUCACAAGCGUCUGGCUGCUGAGCGUGCUCAGUCCAAACACCGCAAACACGUCAACAUCUGCAGGGAGAUUCUGGAGCAGAUCGUGGAUCUGUCUACCAAAGUUGGAGAAUACCGCCUGCUCACUGCGAAUCUGAUCCCUGUGAAGCUGAUGAGGGAGUGGAAGGAGUUGUGGUUGAGCGGGAAGCCGCUGUAUGAGAUGGAGUUGAGCCCAGAGCAGGAGGUCGAGGAGGUUGAGAAACUCCACAUCCUCAACAAGCAGGACUACACUGACUACACGAGUAUGACAGGGGAAUGGGCAUGGCCUGUAGAAGGGAAGUAUAAAGCUCCACCCCCUAAUAACAACAUCCUGGGUCAUAUUGUGAGUCGUUUGCGAAACCUGGUUGAGCUGUCUCAAGUGAUUGCUCCGCCCCCUGCGUUCCCUCACUGCACACUCCGAGCCUGCGUUCUGGGGAAAGUCUGCUCUGGAAAGACCACCUGCCUCACCCGCAUCAGCCAGGCUCAUGGUAUCCACACUCUGUCAGCUGAUAAACUGGUCCAGGAAGCGCUGGAAGCUCACCACACUGGAGAACCUGCAAGCGAGGUGAAUACAGGAAGCAGUGUCUCUCCUCAACAGGAAACAGAGCAGAGGGAGGAGGCGGAGCCACAGUCUACUCCACAUGCAGAGCCGCAAACUCACAGCCUGCAGCAGUGCAGAAAGUCUUUGAGAGCUCAGCGUGGUGCACUUGUGGAAGAAGCUUUAAAAACAGGCAAAGGUGUUCCUGAUCACUUACUCAUCGACAUCAUCACAGACGCAAUCAGGAAGGUUCCGUCGGGUCAGGGUUGGGUUCUGGACGGAUUCCCUGUGGAGCUCUCUCAGGCUCGGCUGCUUGAGAAAGCUCUGGGUGGAGCCGACCCGGAUCGGGACUGCAGAAAGGGGCGAGAUAAGAGUCACGAGCUAGCAGUGGACAGGAACGCCCCUCAGACUCCGCCCCCAGCCUCACCUGUGCUGCACGUGGCUGUGUUACUGGAAGUGUCGGAUGAGCAGGUGCUGAAACGACAUCAACACCCAGUACAGGAGCGAGAGAUAAACCCUGAGCACACAGCGCCUCCUGCUGGAGGGAGGACUCAAGAGCAGAGGCAGGUCCAGCACAGGAUUGUGGGUUUUCAGGACUCAUGGCCGAGGCUGGAGGACUGGUUUGGAGUGGAACAGAAGAUCUUGGUGAAGGUGGACGCGGAUGUGGACGAGGACACGCUGUACAGGACGGUGGAGACAGUGCUGUUACACACGAGGGACGCUGCAGAAAAAGGGACACACACUCCGUUACACACAGCAACAGACGAUAUGUCAGCGUCUACAGACGUCCAGAAACCAGACUCAGACAGCUGUGGUGAUCCCAGGAAGGCGUCAGCCUCUUCCUCAUCAGCUGCUAAAGCCCCGCCUUCUGAGCCUGGCUCCUCCUCCUGGGUGUAUGUGGAUCAUCAGCUACCCGAGGAAGUGUCAGAGAAUCUGCUGUCACACUGGGAGAACAUGUGCAGUUUGUACGUCUCCAACGUUAAAGCUGUGAUGCAGAACCUGCGCAAGGAGAGAAACCUCAUCAUACACCACCUCCACAACAUCAGAGAGGAAUAUAAACAGUACCUGACGAGACCGGAUCUGAAGCAGGAGUUUGUGUGGGCGUGGCAGCGUGAAUAUAACAGUGUGGCAGACGACACGAGACACGAAGACGAGACCAAAUCAGAACUGCACCAGAGACUGGAGGAUCUGCAAGAGCGUCUGUGGGAUAUCUGUGAUAAGAGGAAAGAGGAGGCGGUGCAGGAGAAAGCAGCUCUUACAGAAGACGGCUGGCUCGAAAAUCACACUUCUCUUCUCAUUAACCACUACUAUACUCUCAUACGGGUGGAAGUGGACAGGUUUCAGUACACUGUGCGUCUGUUGAGAGCUUAUUAUGCAGCUAUGUUCAGGGAUGCUGUACCUGAAGCUACACCUGAGUUUACCUGCAUCACGCUGCGUGAUAUCACCGAUGGCAACAGCAUCCAGCCUGAGAGAGCAAAUAGGCCCUCCACAGCUGACUUACCCACAGAGAAAGACGAGGUUCACCCUGAUGAGGAACUACUGCAGGAUUUCCAUCAUGCAGCUGUCACUUCUGUCACAAAGCUGGUAACAGCAGAGAUGCAGCAGUUGGAGAAGGAGAGGAACGAGGAGCUGCAGCAGCAGAUGGACAGAAAAUCAACACACGCAGAGUCACACACUCCCGUCCCCACAACACACACUGAUAAAGACAAGAAGGAAGAUCCCCCCUCCUCCACCCAGGAGCCCCCCCCACUGAAGGAGGACACUACAGAAGUGCCGAAGAGGACACUGAGAACCAUGAGACUGGAGUACAAAACUGCAUUACAACAUGAGGAGCGCUCUGUAUGUGUGCGUUUGGAGCGGGUGAAGCUGCAGUGUGUGGAGACAUUGCGAAGUCUGCAGAACCGAGCUGAAUCGGCUCACAGAGAGAUGGAGGAGUGGGGUGGGGCUCGCUUCCAGUCUGAAGUCAACAGCAUUGAUCAGCUGGCAGCCAUCAUUCGUCACCACAUUGAGAUUGGAUCACAGAUCACACAUGAGCUCACAUUAGCAUGUAACGACUUAUUCAUCAAUGGAGACACGUGUGUGGUUGUGACUCCACCUCCUCCACCCAACCCACCCCCUCCUAAGGUGACCAAUGAGGGCUUUCUCUCUCUAACUGUGCAGCAGCUGUACAACCUGCAUUCCCACCUGCUCAACAUCGCCCCUACAGGUCUGGUGUCCAGUGGCAUUUUGUGUGAGGCUCUGACUCUCUGUGGAGCUUCAGAUGUUUUGUGUGAAGACUCACAGGACUGUGGGAUGGUGGACUGGCGUCAGGUACUGUUGAGUGCCGCUCGUCCGUGGCCACUCCCCUCACAGACACAACUAAUAAAGACACUCACACACUUCAGAGAGAUCGAUACAGCAGGGGGCGGAGUCAUCACACUGCAGCAGUACCUACAGGUGGAGUUGUGGUUUCCCACUCAGAGAGAACUUCCUGUUCCUGAUGGUUCACCUGAACCUCAACUGUACGACAGACUGACCAACCUCAGAAAGUUCUUCUUCACUCUGUUCUCAGACUCCGCCCACUCUCUACCUGUGUGUGAUUAUAUGAACAUGCUGCUGUAUUUCUGCGCUCAUCCUGAUCCAGCACGCGGCUUCACUAGAGCCCUGAGCCUAGUGACCCAACACACAUUGCGAUAUACACACACACCACCCACGGGCCUGCUGCAGUCCUACGUCGCAGGUGAUGUGUGUGAUGAGGAAGAGGAGGAGGAGUUUGAGGAUGAUGAAGCUGGUGUGUCGAUAGAUGAUGUACUCAGAGUUGUGAGAGGAGCUCGAGUCUCAGCUCAACAACACACUAAAGCUCAGAAUACAGAGGAGUUGCAACAGGAUCUAGUGGAGGUAUUUAAAGGUCUCGGCUUUAAGCCGGAAGAGAAGAUACCAUUCCAUUUACUGUCUCAGCAAACUGUUCUACAAGAGAUGAUGAACUCAUCACAGUACCUGCUGGCAGACUUUUCCAGAAUUCUGGAGACCCAGCAGGAUUCAUCAGCAGAAGAUCCUGUAAGUGAAAUGGCAUCUAACGCCUCACCAAAAGUGGAGUAACUCCACCCUCCACCCACUCCGCCUUGCUGAGAGAAGUUAACACCCUGCUCACUCCCAGCCUCCACCCCGUUCCACUGGACCCUCCGUCCCCCAUCACUCUGCUCAUCUCAGAGACCUCCUGACUGGGAUUUUUCUUGCUGGACUGAAUCCCUCUGUAACAGGAAGAGGAACGGUCUCCAGCUGCUGCCCAGUCUGCUACACUGCUGUGGAUAAGAGCGUCUGCGAAAUGCCUGUAAUUUACAAAUAUAAGUGACUAGACUGGAAGAUUUCAGCGUGUGUGGUGCAGGCUGCUGUGUUUUGUGAAAAGUCAGUGGAUUUCUUACAGAACAUUA
Messenger RNA from Neoarius graeffei (lesser salmon catfish), 5168 nucleotides. Its product is annotated as sperm flagellar protein 2-like. The transcript has 36 exons. The record is from RefSeq and is a predicted model, not a curated record. Gene Ontology annotation, molecular function: protein binding. Gene Ontology annotation, cellular component: manchette; sperm midpiece. NCBI's taxonomy places the organism in Eukaryota, Metazoa, Chordata, Actinopteri, Siluriformes, Ariidae. Gene Ontology annotation, biological process: sperm axoneme assembly. The coding region runs from base 1 to 4836 and encodes 1611 amino acids.